UCCAGGAGUGAAGAGCCUGUACAAUCCAAUAUGGACAUCUCAACUGGACACAUUGUCUUGUCUUACAUGGAAGAUCACCUGAAUAACCAAGACCGUCUGGAUCAAGAAUGGGAAGCCUUGAGUCAGUAUGAGGCUGAACCCAGCUCCACCAAGAUUGCUACCGAUGCUUCUAACAUGCGUAAAAAUCGCUAUGGAGACGUCCUGCCCUACGACCAUUCUAGAGUAGUGUUGAAUUCUGCUGCCAAUGUUUCUAGUUCUGACUAUAUCAAUGCCAACUUCAUUACUGACCAUGAUCCAAGGAACCCAGCUUUCAUUGUUGGUCAAGCUCCUCUACCACAUACUGUUGCCGACUUCUGGCAGAUGGUUUGGGAACAAGGUAGUGUGGUGAUUGUCAUGUUAACCAAACUCACUGAAAACGGAACUGCUAUGUGUCAUCGUUACUGGCCAGAAGAAGGAAGCGAUCUGUAUCAUAUAUAUGAGGUUCAUCUGGUCUCGGAACAUAUCUGGUGUGAUGACUAUCUGGUACGCAGUUUCUACUUGAAGAAUCUCCAAACAAAUGAGACCCGAACUGUAACUCAGUUCCAUUUCCUAACCUGGCCAAAUCUUGGUGUUCCUGGCUCAAUCAAGGCUUUACUGGACUUCAGAAGAAAAGUGAACAAGUCGUACCGUGGAAGAUCUUGUCCAAUUGCAGUACACUGCAGUGAUGGUUGUGACAGAUCGGGAACCUACAUUCUGAUUGACAUGGUUCUUAAUCGUAUGGCUAAAGGAGCCAAAGAAAUAGAUAUGGCUGCCACCUUGGAACAUAUCCGAGACCAGAGAAUGGCCAUGGUGAAAUCUAAGGAGCAGUUCCAGUUUGCCCUUGCCUGCGUGGCUGAGGAGGUUCAUGCCAUCUUGAAGGCACUGCCACAAUGA
Lottia gigantea (owl limpet) is the source of this 912-nucleotide messenger RNA. RefSeq lists its product as hypothetical. Gene Ontology annotation, molecular function: protein tyrosine phosphatase activity. Gene Ontology annotation, cellular component: secretory granule. Bases 31 to 912 code for a protein of 293 amino acids. The record is from RefSeq and is a predicted model, not a curated record. The transcript is spliced from 10 exons. NCBI's taxonomy places the organism in Eukaryota, Metazoa, Mollusca, Gastropoda, Lottiidae. Gene Ontology annotation, biological process: protein dephosphorylation.